CACCCGUUUGCUCUGAAAAUGGCGCGAGACGGCAAGCGCAAGGCACCGGUGAAAGCUGAGAGUCAUGGGAGUCCCGACGACGGCGAUGAUGCCUCAGGUGAAGACGACGAAGAUGUGGAACAGCCGAGAGCCCCCACGAUAGAAGACUGGAAGCGCCAGAUCGAAGUGGAAGUCCAACAGGCGAUCCCCGGUGCCCUACGUAUGUGCGUGUCCAACGCGAAGAAGCAGAAGCACGACCUCAUGAAGCAUACCAUCGAAGGCGUGACAGCCGCUCGAAAUCUGGCGCCACUGGCCAAGGAGCACUCGAUGCCACUGGUGGACCGACUGAAGCAACUCACGAAGGAGUACGCGUUGAUCAACGGACACAUUGGUGCAUUCGACUCGAAACUGACGGAUCUUGAACGCACGCUGCAAGCCGGUCCAGGCCCCCAGUCGUUCAACGGACUGCUGGACAUGUCGGCGUUCCACGUGGCCGACGACGUGUUGAGCAAGCACGAGUACAUCAAGCAGUUCGAUGCCGCCGCGGGGAUCGAACGCGAAGACGAAGACGACGAGGAUGUGAUGGUGCAGGAAUCAAACAGCGUACGCAGCAUGUCGUGUCCGAUCACCCAAAUGCUCAUGACCGAACCUAUGCGCAAUCUCGACUGUGGGCAUACGUAUUCACGAGUGGGGAUCGAAAGCCACUUGAAACACAAGCAAAGCUGCCCCGUCGCGGGAUGCCGAAAACGCGUCGGAAACUUGGAGCGCGAUGUCGACAUGGAGGUGCUGAUCGCCAACCGAUCGAAAGCGACAGCCCUCCCUCGACAUGGUGGUGCCACGGCCGUCGACACGGACGACGACGACGACGAUCAAGAAGAACACGUCGUCGAAUGAAAUGACAGUCUCUUGACCAACUUUCUAAUACUAUCUACUUUUAUCACACAAAUAUAUUUGCCCAAAAUAUAUUAG
Molecule: messenger RNA, 948 nt
Organism: Aphanomyces astaci
Lineage: Eukaryota; Oomycota; Saprolegniomycetes; Saprolegniales; Verrucalvaceae
Exons: 5
Coding region: 19-873 (284 amino acids)
Biological process (GO): protein sumoylation; double-strand break repair via homologous recombination
Cellular component (GO): nucleus; Smc5-Smc6 complex
Molecular function (GO): zinc ion binding; SUMO ligase activity
Source: RefSeq, a predicted model, not a curated record